Podarcis lilfordi (Lilford's wall lizard) is the source of this 16954-nucleotide messenger RNA. Lineage: Eukaryota; Metazoa; Chordata; Lepidosauria; Squamata; Lacertidae. The record is from the annotation of a GenBank genome assembly.
AUGCACAAGGACCCGGAAAACGUAAUGCGACGAUAACGUGUACAAGGCAAACAAAAGAUAAACAGAACCAAAACACCCGUCACGUGGAUCCGGAGAGCACGCCCUCCCCGGCCCCCCCUCCCCCCUCCCGAGGCUGCUUCUUAACCUCGGAGACGAGGGCACUCGAGACCGCAGUGUGGUUGACGAGCCCGAUCGCACCGAUUCCCACUCUGGUUCGACGCGCGUGUCCCCUCUUCGGUUCCUCGGCAGCGGCGGCGGCAGCAGCAGUGCGCAUGUGCGGGAGUCUGCAUUCCAUCAUGGCGCAGCCGUCUGACUGAGUCUGUUGCUGCUGCUGCUGCGACGCCCCGCAGCGCCGAGCCUGAGGAGGCGGCUGAGGCUUCCCCGGUGCCCGCCGCCCGCCUUCCUGCCAGCGGCUCCUGCCUGCGCCGGUAAGUGGCCGGGUCUUCCCCGCUCCUCUUGGAGGGGGCUCCAGGGGUCUGCCGGGCCGCCAGGGUGGGGCUUGCGGAGGGGUCGGGUGGGUUGGAAGCCGGGGUGUCCCUUGAGUUUGGGGGGCUGCUGGGAGGCGAGGAAGGGGUUGGUGUGGGUCGGGGGGCACACUCUCCGCUUUACACGCGAGGAAGUCCUCAUCCCCUCCACCCCAGCACCACCGACACUGCCAGCGCCUCAUUCCCAGCUGAUCUCCCCGGCACAGAUUCUUAGUCUUCCGUGACUGCCGAUGUAACAGAAACAAGUAAAAAAAAAAAAUGCAUUCUCCCGCCCUGCUUGCUCCAAAGAGGCUGCUUUUCUCCUCGGAAGGUCAUCUCCGCUUGCAGCCUCCCAAGUUUUUAAUCCCGUUGCAAACCUUUGCAUCACACACCUUUGCAUUGCGCACACACACACACACACCAGUCCCUGCAGGUCAUCUCUUGCAUUCCUUAGUCCAGCUUUCAGUUUGCAACCCACCCCGUUCUAAGAGGACCACCACUAUCUUAAAAUUUUUUUUAAAAGGACACUCUUUUCUCUCAAGCUGUUUCCCCCACGCCACACACACCCGGCACCCAUACCCACUCCAGUCAUCUUAAAACACUUUGCCAACAACCCCCAAACCCACUUUCACCUUCCCAGGUUCUCCCAGGUGGAAGUGUGGUGGGUGGGACUGUCACCGGUUUGCGGAAACGGGGAGUUUGCUGCGAAGGGGUUUGCGGGGUGGGCGGAGAAGAAUGGAUUCUGAGGAAAUCGGGAGACUGAAGUUGGUGGUUGGUGAUUCUGAUGGUCUUUGGAGUAUUGGAUGUUUAAAGGGCCACACGACACAGGUGUGUUGUGACUUGGAUGUAGAAGUCUUGGAUAAGGAUAUAGGAGAUUUGGGGGGGGGGGAGCGGUGUGUCUCUGUGUGUGAAUACAGUGGAGCUUUAGGUGGUGAAAUUGAAGGAAGAUUGGAAGUUGUGAGAAUAUUGGGCCUGCAAGAAUUGCUGAGUGGGUUUGUGCAGAAACUGGGCUCCGGCAAACUGAUUUUGAUUCAGAUGCUGGUAUCAAAACUGAUGUAUUGUAUGUUCAGUCGUUGGAUUUGUGCACGGAGCCAUAUGCAGGAUGCCGGGGCUGUUUGUGCUUCAGGUGUGCGGAUUUGUGUUUCAAAUGGCAGGUAGUUGAAAGAGGCUAGUCUUUCGAGGGGGUUUGUGCUUAUGGGUGCAAUGAAGUGCCUGAGAAGUAGGUGAAUGUAAAAGAGCUCAUAUUAUUGUUCUCUUGCAGUAGUGGAGUUCAGCAGUCAGACCUAAACUUUGCACACCUGCCAUGUCAACUUGAAUCUCUGCUAUGUUGCAGGAAGUCCCCUUUAGUGCCCUCUUCACUCCACCCACCCCCUCAGCAUACUCCGGUGUAUCCCAGUUAGAAAGCUGACCUUUCUAUUGAUCACUGCUCCUUUUUGGAAGGGUUUGUUCUAGCACUGCAAUCAGAUAUUUCCUUUUGCUUUUAUUACCUGCUGCAAAUUAUUAGUCCGGGGGCACGGAAAGGUGAUGUCUUUCCUUUCUUCUCUUCUGCUUUCUCUUCCCCUCCCCCUCCCCCUGGUGCUGCUGUGUCUGAAUGCCACGUAGCCUUCUGGCUAUUCCCCUUUGACUAGAGUGAGUGCACAGCUUUUAGAUAUACUGUAUAGUACCUUCCUGAACUUCUCUCUUGUGUAAAAGGUAGUUACUGUAGCCAGCAGAUUUGGGUAGAUGAGUAUUUUUACCCCAUGCUUGUUCCUGGCUUUUGAAGUAGCAGAGGUUCAGCAGUCAAGGCAGAAACUGUUGUGAUUAUUCAGUAGGUAGCUAUACAGAACUGCAGUCAUCAGCCCUCUUUUUCUCUGUUAUUAAAUUCGUAGGGCUUGUGAUUCAGUUGAUGGAAACCCCCAAUCUUGCAGAACCCCUUUCUCAACAUAUGGCAAGUGGUGUGUUGUCCUGUAAUCAUGCCAGUUGGCUGUGGAUGAUGCAAAAGCUGGCAGGUGUACUUAACUCAUACUGUUUGUGUGUGUUUCCUGUUUGCAUGCAUGUGCAUUUCCAGCUUUUACUGUGUUCAAAUGUAAUGAAGAAAUGUUUAUAUUUUUGCCUUUAUACUAUUUCUUUCAUACUGCUGUAUAAAACAUACUUGCUUUUUAUUAUUGAUUUUUUAAGAAUGCAUGCUUUGUUCAGUAUUCACACAUUUAUGCUGGUAAAUACAUAUGUAUGCUUAGGAUGGCAAACUGUAAUUUAAACUAAAAAAGUAAUACCUGCCUACAUAUGCCAUAACGCUAGCUUGAAAUCCAAGUGAUUUUUCAAUAGGCUCAUGACUCUUGUGAUUUCAAGCUGUUUAAAUAAUAAUAAGCGUUCAAGUAUAGUUGCAUCUCUUUGAGCCAUAAAGAUUUACACUGGAUAUGUUGUGAUCGCUGAAGAACAGCAUAGUAUAAUCUUUGAUUCUGUUAUAUUGCCUGAUUGUUCCAAGAUUUAUCAAGCUUGUCAUUUGAAGAAACCAACUUAAUUUUAAUCUGGGUAUGUAAAUUGAUAGCUUCAGUUGUGUGUUAGCCCCCCCUCCCCCCAACUAGAGUUGACUAUUAAGAGGUUGGUGUAGCUACAAGCUGGGAAGUGUUGUGGCAAUUAGUGAGAUGAUGUUUGUGACUCCCUCUAAUGUAAGAAAAGACCUAAAAAAAUAUAAAUGUUAUUAUUUCUCACUUCUGUGAAGCUCUGAGUAACCCCUUAAGCUUUGUAACAGCACUGUGAGGCUGGUUAUGCUGAAGGUUAGUAAUUUGUCAAAGACCACUGAUGUUGCCAGGGCAACUUACAAAAAGUUAAAAUAGCAAUAAUAUGUAAUAAAGCAAAACAAACGUAAAACAAUAACAUUUAAACUUUACAAUAUAAAAGAAUAGUAAAAAUCAAUCAGUGGGGUCUUAUUUUUCAAUUCUCUCCCUCCCCACCCCCAUGUAGAACUAGUGGGGAUGGGGAAGAAGAGAGAGAAUAAGAUGCCAUGCAAUAAGAAAGAGUUAAGUCCCACCUUGGGUGGUACAUGCCAGCAGGUCUUUGGAAGAGGUGGUUCAUCUACUACUUUGUGCACACAUGUACACACACACACUCACUCUGAACAGGACACUUAAGAUUGCAUACUAAAAUUACUUUUGGAAUUGCUGCACUGUGAGGGGAAUAAGGGCCUCUUAACAACUCUCAGCACCUUUAACAAACAACAGCUCCCAUAAUUAUUUGGUAGAAGCCAUGAGUGUUUAAAAUGAUAUAAUAAUGCUUAUAUCAGUGUUCAAAAUUAGCCAGGUGCCAGGCACAUUUUGCACUUGACUUUCAACCACUUGUGACCAUGUGAAGAUGCCUGGGUGCCAGGAUGACGCCUGACAUCUCCACCAUUUGAGGAUCAUUGGACCUGGACUAGUUUCACACACUAAUAUCCCACCCUGUAAAAAUUUAACUGUUAUAUUUUAUCUGCACAAUCAGAAUAAAUUUCUGGAACCAAACUGCUUUUUCUGUGAAGUCUGAGCAGGAUCAGUCACCAUUAAGAAAGAGUUCAGGAUAGGCCAGUAUACAUGUGCACUGUCCUUGGAUCAAGUGACAUUUCUUUUUUGAGGUCUCAAGGUUCUUAAGCAAGCUCAAGGUUAUCAUCUGAACAAGCCAGAUGCUUAACUGAGAAUCAAUCAUAGUCAGUCCAUCAUUUGAAAAAUAAGACUUUCAAGCUGUCUUACCCCAAAAUGGCAAAUGGACAUUCCAUUUUGGUGACUGCAACCUUGGUUUAAUGAGCCAGCUGGCACCUAGCUUAUAUAUCUGAGUUUCUAACUCUGUAUGGUGUAAAUGUGGCUCUGGUUCCAAGCUGUAUGAUAUUGCAGCCCAAGACUUGAUUAUAACCAGUAUGUAUUCUGAACUUUCUUAUGCAUAAUUGAUCAUUUGGUGCAAAGUGUUAGGAACCAUUCUACACACACCCCAAUAUUGGUUUCAGGUGGCCUUUAGGAAUACAUUUUUUUAUUUAUUUUAAAGCCUGCUGUGUAUCCUAAUUAAAACGACAUUAGCAAUUUAUCAAAGGAAUUUGUCAUUGCACAUAGACUUCCCCCUGAAACAAGCUUUUUUACUCUCCUCCCUUCACCUGCUUUGGAGAAUGCUUCAAAAGACAUGUUGUGAUUAAGUUUGCCAAGGUCAAGAUGGUUAGUUUUCAGCUGUUAUCUCUUCUGCAAACCAGACUUUAAAUGAAAAGGUUGGGAUUCCUUGGUGAGGAACACACACUGAACUCUUUAUUACAUUCUGGAAGAGCUUAUUGUGGAGGCAGCCAUAAUUUAUUCCCUCACUCGUGUUAACACAAGCCUUUCUGUGUAAAUUGAUCAGUGUGGACACACCAUUUCUUAGUGGUUCUGCAAUCUGAUUGCUCGAAAAGGCUGCACCAUGGGAGCUCCCAGGAUCCUCAGAUUUGCACAGAUGUUGCACACAAAUGAUCUCACGCAGAUCAGGGUCCUUCCACUGCAUCAGCACAAACAUUUACUUUGGCAAAUGGAUGGACAGGUCGGAAGGUUGAACUGAGAGGUGGGUAGACAGAAUAGUGAGGGAGGGGUUAGGGAUGCACUGCUUGGUAAGCACACUUGCUUGAGGGUGGCAGAGACUUGCAAAAUGUUGUCUCCCCUUCCAUUGGUGCCCCUGAAAUGACCAGAAGAUCUAGAAAUGUGUGGUCUUACAGGCAAACCUUUCUGUAAGUAGCCUGGAUGGUCAGAAUGGUAAAACAACCCUGCUUGAGCAAACAAAGGGUGCAUCUUCUUUCCAUGAAUCCUUUGGCACUCACCCCUAAUUCUCAGGUUUCCUUGUACAUGGGCCUACAGCAAAAACAAAUUAUUUCCUUGUGAACUGCUGCCUCCACCCCCAACCCACUGCACACACUUUAUCCCCUAUGUUGAAUUUUAAGCUCCUUGGCGAGGGACCUGUCAUUUUGUACUCUGAAAAGCACUAUGCAUACUGGAUAAAUUAGUCACAAUAGUAUAUUCUAACAUCCUGUGGGAAUGGGAAGCCCAGAGCAGGGCAUGAACACAACAAUAUUCCCUGUACUUUUCCUGCCCCUGCCCCUUCAGCUGAUAUUUGAGGAAAUGCCACCUCUGAUCCCCAGGUUCCAUUUAGCUAUCAUGUCUGAUAGCUGCAGCCAAUUGCAAAUAAAAAUGUCCUGGCUUUCUGAAUUGGGUCCUGCCAUACUACUUUCCUUGGUAUUUGAAAACCCCAUCCUUAAUCUUUUCCCAAGCUGUAUUGGACUCUAAUUGAUGUACUUUGAAGUUGAUGCUGGUAAAGAAGAUCUAUUUUGGCAGCCAUAUGCUGAAUGUUGCAAUGUGAAUGGGUUGAACUCUGAAGUUCAAUGCCAGAUCAAAUAUUUAUUUUAUUUUAUUGAAAGAAUCAUUCAGUCUAGUUAACAGUGUAACCUUACUGAAUGUUCCCAUUGCCAAUCAAACUUUCCAUUCUUUGUAAGCUCAGUUAAUCUGUGGUCUCAUUUCAGUGUAAAGAACAGCUGUGUACAUGUGACUUACUUACUAUAUGUUUAAAUAUUUCACUCCACAUUUUUCAAUGAAUUUCUCAUUAUUUUGAAAUUACAAUCAAGCCUCAAAUAAAACACCACUGUUUGCCUACAGUCUAGAAAUCUGAUGCUUAUUCCUAAGAAUUUGGGAGUCUAGUUAUUCCAUUAGCAGUUUAGAAAUAGCUAGUAGAAACUUGAGAGUCAUACUUCUUAUAUUCAUUUGACAUAGUAUUUUGUAUUUCUGGGUGAAAAUGUGUAGGGCAGUUCUAUCUAUUUAUAUAUAUUUGGCAGUAUUCAAACGCAUAUAUGAUAACAUGUAUAGUAAUGUUUGUUCUCUUUGAAAUAACUGCUUGAGAAAUCUGAAAUAGAUGGGCAUGGAUGAGCAUAAGAAUGACUAGUCAAAUCUUCCCCCCAUAUGAUCCCUUUAAAGCAAUGUUUCCCAACUUCUGAUGGCACAUUAAUUUUGGGGGUUAACAUUAGAGGCUUACUGUUCUGCCCCUAAAAAAAUACAUAUUCCCUUUCUUGACUGAGUACUAGUUAGAUUAAUAGGGUUAACUACAAGAACAGUGGUCAAGUGUCCACCUUGCAACUGAAGGAAAGUCACAUUAAUAUUGCCUCCCAGUUUCUAUCACCCCCCUUUCCACAGGUGGGCUGGCUUCAGGUUUAGGAUCCUGCUGUUUGCCAGUAAUGAUGUAUGAGGGAUUAACCUGUGUCUAUCAGCUACAGUGUGGGCUUUGUCAUGUGAUGCUUGUAUAUCUUCUGCUGAAUCCUUCUGUCCUCUGGAUUGCGUUAGUACUAUUAUUAACAGAGAAGUGGUGCCAGUGCUGUAUAAGUCCUCCCCAUUCAAGAUACAGACACUGGUUGUAUCUCAAAUUAUGGUUUUGAUUUUUCAGUGCAUAUUUAAUUGAGCAUUUCUUGUGACACACAUUUUGGGAAUUACUGCUUUAAUUUGUUCCAUAAUUUAACUAUGGAAUUGGUGAACUCACCAGCUUACUUCGAUUCAGCACCUACUUGGUUGGAUGGCUUCUGUGGAAGAUUUGAUUGGCUCCUUCUCUAUAUAAUGCCUACCAGCUACCACAACUUAAUUUUCUUUCUUUUUUAAAUUUAGCUUUGUUUUAAAAUGAACUUGCUGGCAUUUAGCUAGGUUGUGUUGACUUUUUUUGCCAGUGCUUUGUUGACUCAUUUCACAUUUAGAGCCUGUUCUGUUUCAAUUACAGAUUUUGCAUGACUGCUUUAAUAUAAUGUUAUAAUUCACUUUGGGUGCUUUGUUGAGUUUGAAACGAAGGUCAAUUUGCUUUUAUUUACUAUCGAUUUAAAAAAAUAAAAAAUAAAAGCCCCAUUAAAAUCCAUUUCUCUUUUGCCUAAAUAAUGUGAACUAUAUUUUAAAAUGAAAUUAUAAUUAAACACAGUUUUAUCACACUCCCAUGGAUGCUACAGCUGUUAAAAUGUUGAUUUCUGGAAGGGUAGCUGUCUUACCGUAUUUUUUGCACCAUAACACUCACUUUUUUCCUCCUAGAAAGUAAGGGGAAAUGUCUGUGCGAGUUAUGGAGCGAAUGCCUACGGGUGGCGGCGGGGAUCUGCUGCAGUUGUGAGCAGAGGAUCCCCUUCCUUCCCCCCUCCGUGGCUUGCUUUGAAACAGCAAAGCGGGAGAAGAGCUGCUGAGUGGGGAGGAGAGAGGGACAGAGAGCCUGCUUGCUUUAAAGGAGCAAAGCGGGAGAGGAUAGGAGCCACUUACACGAGUGUAAGCGGCUCCUGUCCGGUUGGCUCCUUUAAAGCAAGCAGGUUCUCUGUCCCUCUUUCCUCCCCACUCAGCUCGCUAAAUAGCAUUAUUAGCAGCAUCCUUCUCCACACACCCCAUGCGUGCUCCUUGUCCCUUGAGUGCUUUUCCUUCCCUCCCCACUUAAAACGUGGUUACAAAGCAUGGAUCCACAUGGAUCCUCAGGAUUUUUGCACUGGGUCACCCCAAAUUCACCAUCAGAUCACAUAGCAUGUCCAUGGCUACAUCUUGCACCAAAAAAAUCACGCACCCACUGUUGCCUGGGGUCGCAGUGAUGCAAAAACGUGGUUACAAAGCAUGGAUCCACAUGGAUCCUCAGGAUUUUUGCAUUGGGCUACUUCAAACUCACUGUCAGAUCACAUGUCUGUGGCCACAGCAUGAACCACAAAAAUCAUACAUCCACUGUUUCGUUUAGAAUAUUUUUUUUCUUGUUUUCCUCCUUUAAAAACUACGUGCGUGUUAUGGUCUGGUGCGUGUUAUAGAGCGAAAAAUACAGUAGUUCACUGCAAUAAAGCACAAAGAGGACUAAAGACUAGCAAAUGUCCUAAGAAACAUAUUAUCUAAGUGGGGUCUUCGAACCAUUUUGCACACUAUUUUACUUUAGUACACACUGCAUGGAUGUGGGUGUGUUAGAUGUAGAAAAAGUAUUGUUCUUAUAAAUGAUCUCAUUCAAAUGUAACAUGCAUUUGGCUUUAAUGUACUUUUUCUCCGAUAAGCAAAGUUCAUUUGCCUUAGAAGUUGGGAUGGGGGAGUCUAGCUUGCAGCUGGCAGGCCAGUGUUUGUAAAUGAGCCUUUGCUUUGGUAAUGAGAAUUGCAGCUUAGGAAGAGUGUUUUAUUUGAUAACUUGAGUUUUUAUCAACACUUCUCUUUGGCACUUGGUUAUACGCAGAGAUAAUGUUGGUUGGCACUCCCCACACAGCCCCAGAUGACAAAAUAAAACAAGGAAAAGGGAGAGUAUUUAGAAGUCCUGGAUGCCAGAGUCAUUUUAAUAGCUCAGGAUUUUCUCCAGUUUUCUAUUUAAGAAAAGUACCCACUUUCCCCCCUAAAUACAUUGCUUCGUAUAUACAAAACGAUAUUUUUAACAUAAUGCCCAUUAUUUUUCCUCUUUCCCUUUCCUCCAUUUCUUCCCCACCUUAUAUUCUGAGCUAGAAAGUUUGAGAGUGGGGAAAAUAGGUUGCUUUCCCUUCCUACAUCUUUGGCUUUUGCAGUUGGAUGCACGAAUGCCUGCCUGUCUAGUUCUGAUCCAUUCUACCUGGUACCUUGGGGAAACGAUACUUUGUGGGGAAAGGAAGAUAGAGGUGUCCUGGGGCAUCUGGUUGGCCACUGUGAGAACAGGUUGCUGGAAAAGAUGGGCCGUUUUCUUAUGUUAUUUUGUUCUUAUGUCACAACUGUAGGCAAGGAUCAUUCAGCACCAAAGCACCAAACAGUGAAGCUCUACUCCACCCAGGCAAAGGGAGCAGGUAAGCAGCCAUGGAACAACCACCCAGGAAUCAUUCCCACAGAAGACUUAGAGAGUUCAUCUUUCUUCUUUCCCCUCCCCUCAAAUGGUAUGACCCAAUAUUGGGUUCAUUCAAAUCAGGAUUCAGUUGGCUGUCCCUUGCAGCCAACCAACCACAUUUCACCAGAGUUUGGCUGUAUAUUGGAUGCUGCAUACUCCUGAGCCUUUCUGCUUGGAAACUCCCAAUCCAAUUGAUUGAGAUGGAGUGUUGGUAUUGCCCUAUAACUAGAUUUUCAUUUUUUAAAAAUUUCAUUUUAUAGCUACAGUUUUACUGAGAAUAAUAAUCUAAGUAUGUAGCAGUGGCUGCUGCUAUAUUUGAGCAGCUAGACCAAAAUCAUAACAUCAGUGUCAAUUAUAAGCAGAAAAAGUAUUUAAAGUCAAGUGAGUUUUCCUUGGACUGUAUGUGGACAUUACAAGCUGGGAAAAUUAAUAACCCGGUCUUAUUAUUUUAAACUUUGGUAGUGUCUGUGUUCAGCAUGUAGGGUUCCCCUAAGCCUCAGGUCCCUUGCUCUCUGAAGAAUUCACAGAGGAUUAUCUGGGGGAGGAUUUGUUAGGCACUACAGGAUGUGGCCAUGAGUCACUAACAGUUCUGGCACAGAAGUUGUAAAAUGAAGAGAAAGAGAGACAAGUGGCCGCUGUGAGGGUCUCCAUAAGUACAGUACGCUAUAUAUAAAUAGGGUGAAGAAGUGUCCCAUACUCUUAAGCUUAAAUCAGUUCUGCUAAAGUAUGGAUCUCCUGCUGAGUCAGAUAAUUUUUGAAAGAUAAGCAUGAGACUUAUUGAUGCAUUAAAAUGCCCUUUAAAAUUGAAUCCAGAUAUUUAAAAAAUGAGGCAGAGUACAUAUAUUCUUUCACUCUUGGGAAAAGUGAGAUGAACAAAUCUUCCAUAUUGGAUUAUCAUCCUGACCAUCACUUCCCUGAACUAAGGGAUUUGUAUAUUCCUUGUAAAAUUGAAGUACCAUUUUUCAGGACGUCAAAAUUAUUCAUUGAAAAAGUGCUGGACUGUGUGCAUUUUGUUUUGAAUAAUAAUAUUUUUUGCUAGGGAAUAAUGAGCUAUUGGUUGUAGUUAACUCAUUUCUACUUAGAGUAGAACUAUUAUUAUUAUUAUUUAAAUUUGUAUACCGCCCUAUAACCGCAGGUCUCAGGAUAAAAUCAGAAUAUAAAACCACAAAAUACAUAAUCAAAACAAAAACAAAAACAACCCAAUAAUCCCCCAACAUAUUGAAAUAAAUGGAUCCAAGUUACUCAUGUCCAAAAAAUUCAGUGGGUCUGCUUUGAAUAGAAAUAUCAUUGAAUGCAGUGCUAUGUCUUACACUGUCAGAUCAUUAGUGUACCUGCCCUAGUAUUAACAAUUGACUGGCAGCAGCUCUUCAAGAUCUCGAGGUAGCUUGCUCUCUUCCCUCCCCUCCUUGCAUUAUUAAAAGCCUACCCGAAGAUUUGAGAGAAUAUUUCAGGGGUGGGUGUUGCUGAAAUACAACUCCCAUCAGCCCCAGCAAAGAUAGUCAGUGGCUAGUGAUGAUGGGAUUUGUAGUUUAGCAAUAUAUGGAGAGCCGAAGGUUCCCCACACCUGGAAUAUUGGGUCAUGGUACUAUGAGAUGAUACCCACAAUGCUAGAGCCAUUGUAGAAGUCCUGUCCUGAAUGGUUCUUGAUUUUUUGCUUUCAAAUGAAACCAGCUGUUUAUUUGUUUUACUGUUACUACUUGCAGUUAUAACUGUAGCCAAGCAAUAUCACGGGGUGUGGCUGACAUGGUGCAUCUCCCAUUCUAGUAAACCUAUUGAGCUUCCCGCAAAGCAAAUGGUCAACUUUUUCUCUCCCCCUUCAAUGUGAUUGUGGUGUAUAUGAAAGAGAACUCUUGGUGGGCUCUGGAUAAAUGACAGCCAGUCUUAUUCACCCAUGGCUCCAUUACACUCCGUUCCUCUUAGCUUAUGGGGCAUAGAGGAAAUGAAGUACAGGAUUCUCAACUGCAAGGUUGACUCAUCCUAGAUGAUUGCAUUGGAAAGUUAAGUUUGCUUGCGGCAAGUUUAAGCCUAUACAGAUCUUCAUAAUAAUGUGGUAAAUGAAUCUCCUAAUGCUAAUACAGAGCUAAUAAUUUUGCUUCAGACACUUCUGCAGACUGCUAUCUUUGUAAAUGAAUAUAUAUAUAUAUAUAUAUAUAUAUAUAUAUAUGGGAGUGAUAGCAUAGUUCAUGAGGAAAUCUACAAGGAAGUCUCUUGUACUUCAGAGUGUUUCAGGAAUUGUAUGUUUUGUUUUGUUUCUUCAAAAAACCCUGCAGUGGUUUAUCCCUGCCACAGCCAAAGCUGUUUCACAUAUUAAUUAUGUGGCUAUUUUCCAUCUGUGAACACAGAAAAUGUUUGACUAUGUGUACUUGUUGAGCAAUACCUAAGAAACAUGUCCAGUGUCUCAACAUAACCUGUGGUACUUUUCUGGAUGGAAGCCAAAUAUUAUACGCAAAAGAGGGGUGCAUAUAAGCUCCCUUGGGAAACAUUUAACAUUAUUUCUAAAGAUUUAAUAAAAACAUAUAUUUAGUUUAUGAACAGAUUGGUAUUAUGGAGAGGUGAUGGUCCAUGCCACCCCCUCCUUCCCGAAAUUAAGUUAUAACGGGGUUUCUGUCAAAAGUCUUUUUUUUCCAACCUCCCUUGAAUUUUGCAAUAUGGAAACCAAUUUGCCUGAAAUGUUCGUGUGUGGUCCUGCUGUAGUGGAGAGAAGCCCUUUCAAAAGCAAUCUAACAAGGUGUUACAGAUGUGUUUAACUGGGGAAAAUAGCAAAGGAGAGGCGGUCUAGAAAUUUCAGGUUUGUAGAGGGCUUUGUCUUCAGUUAUGGGGACUUAUUUCUAUGACUGCUUUCAUAUUAAAGAUUAUUCAAAAAUACCUGCCUGUGGGGAUUUUUGUCUUUGCAUUUGCAGGGCCAAACAAACAUGAGUUAAACUGAACUGUAUGUUUCCCAAAGUUCAAUAUUGGGGUUAAUGAGUCAGAAGCCCAAAAGAAACUACUCAGGUUUUGUUCUUGCAGGAAUGAUCCAACUCUAGGCAUCUUACUUCACAUGCAAACCUUUCUUAAAGUUUGGUACCUUUUUAACAGUGUGUUUUUUAAUUAAAAAUUAUGCUGGACUUGGUUGUAGCUUCAAAUGCAGUACUAGCUGCAUCUUUCAGCAACCUGAAAAUACGUUCUUAAAAGAAGUAUGGGGUAUUUUAAAAAUCCACAUUUCAAGGCAUAGUCAUGCUUCAUGAAGGGGGGUUGGGGUGGACAGGAACAGGACAUUACUGUUCCCUGCAGUGUUCCUCCUCUGAGAUUGCCAGACUGGACUACAGUUCAUUUAAUGAUGUUGUUUGUAAACCUCCUUUGUUCUCAGAACAGCCAGCUCUGAAUGUGAUAUUAGCUUUGAUAACUGUGAGCCACAAGAUACAAGAAAGCAUUAAGACCAUUAUACUUAAGUUAUAUGCCCUUUUCCAGGAAAGACCAAAUAGCUUCCAUUGGGAUUCACAUAUUUUGGCCAGCACUGGUAGCCAUGCCAAAACUUUAGUUUACCUGAGUCCUGCUGCUCCCCUUCUACUUGACCCAUGUCUCAGCACAGCCCCCCUUUCCCAUUCCCCCUCUUCCCAUGUCAAAGUUGAGAUGUAGGGAGAACAGUGAUUCCUGGUCACCCCAGUGCUUGGCUCCAAUAUUUGAGCUGGAGGGAAGUAAGCAGGGUCUUAUUUAGAGAAGAGUGGGUAGGUGGUCUGAGCACCUCCAUGACACAGUGAUUGAGAUCUUUCCUAUAUGUGUGCUGCCUAUCUAUAGAUUAGAACACCUGUAGGAACAAUCAGUAGUUCUGAAUUAUGAGCUUCUGGUGCCCGUUAUUUUUUUGAAACAUUUGGGGAGCAAUCCAGCUAGAGUUAAGAACCUUGAUUUCAGUGUGGAAAAUGUUUAAAUCAUAAGAGCCUUUCUGGAUCAAACCAAAGGCUCCAAAUUCGAUUGAGAGAGCAGUAUGCCCUAUGCCAUUUUCCUACUUCCUAUCCAGUUCCUGUCAAGUUUUCAGAAGGGCCAACUUUCUGCCCAUGGGAAAUCUGCCCACAGGACCUGAGUGUAACAGCGGCCUCAGCAAUUGGUAUGCAGAAGGGCUCUGCCUCUGACAGUAGAAUACAGUGGUGCCUCGCAAGACGAAAUUAAUUCGUUCUGCGAGUUUUUUCGUCUUGCGAAUUUUUCGUCUUGCGAAGCACGGUUUCCCAUAGGGUAUUAACGGUUUUAAGAAAAAGGAAACAAACUUGCAAGACGUUUUCGUUUUUCGUCUUGCGAAGCAAUCCCAUAGGGAAAUUCGUCUUGCGAAGCAACUCAAAAAACGAAAAACUCUUUCGUCUUGCGCGUUUUUCGUCUUGUGAGGCAUUCGUCUUGCAACGUACCACUGUAUAUACUUUUACAUUUGUGAUGCGAAAACCUGGAAAACACACUAUGGCUUUUUAAAAGACUACUUCUUAAAAACUCAUCAGGGCUACUCUGAAUGGUGAUUGCCCAGAUUAUCUAUAAAUAUUACUCACUAGAGCAGAGCUUUCCCAACUUUUCAUGUUGGUGACACACAUUUUUAGACAUACAUCAUUUUGCGAUACAGUAAUUUUACUAGCAAACUGGAGGUUAAACUAACUCCUUUCUAGCCACAGGAGGAGUGCAGGAAGCAUUCACAUGACACACCUUCACACUGCAGCCGCCACACAAAUGUGUCACGAUACACAGUUUGGAAAUCUCUGCACUAAGGGUGUUUGGUACUUCUGAGUAGGCUUUGCAAUUGUGGCUAUUGGAGACUUUUCUGUUAAGUAAAGCUGGCAGGUCUUUGGUUUUAUGUGAACUGUAGUGGUCACACCAGCUGAUGAGGCUGUGGACAGCUCCGUGUUGUAUAUUAACAUUGUAACAUGUGCCUCUUAAAAAUUCAGCCUUUUAAUAAUGGAUUUCUGAUGUUUACUCAAAAAACCCAAUCUCUCAAUGCAAAUCACAUGUUUUAAAUCAUGUCAGAUCAAGAGCUGUCAACAGACAUAGCAAACACAAGAAAACAAUAGCCCCAGUAAAUAGCAUAAUAACAUACAACCCAUACUCUAUUUAAGCUUUGAAGUAUGUACAUACUAAGGUAUUAGAUCACACGGAGGAAGAAGCGGACCUGCUUCUUCAGUUAAUAUAAGAAAUAAAAGCCAGCUAUUGUCCUAGCUGUCUCACAUUCUAGGUCCUGGGAGUUUCCCAGACCUGGCUGUAGCAUGUGUGAAGCAAGUAGGGGAAUGUCUGCACAGGAACCUGGUCUCAAAUCUUUUGGGCCUUCUCCCCACCCACUCCAGCUGCCUCUAGCUUUCUCUUUCUCCCUAGAUGUGUUCCUGGUUUCAUAUCAUGCUUUCUAAUCAGUAAUUAAGCUACAGUUUCCUGUUUGGGGCAUUGCAGGAAGCUGUGACUUAACAAACCCUGGAAAUUUUGGAUUAUGGUACACAGGAGGAUGGAGGAUAGAAGAGGGAGAAGGAACAUUUAUUCCCAGUCCAAUAAACCAGUUGACUGAGAUUGUUUUGCCUGAAUCAGGCCAGUGUUUGUGUUCUGGGUGUAAAGGGCAAUACAGUGGUACCUCGAGUUACAGAUGCUUCAGGUUACAGACUCCGCUAACCCAGAAAUAUUACCUCGGGUUUAGAACUUUGCUUCAGGAUGAGAACAGAAAUCGUGUAGUGGCGCCACAGUAGUCGCGGAAGGCCCCCAUUAGCUAAAGUGGUGCUUCAGGUUAAGAAAAGUUUCAAGUUAAGAACAGACCUCCAGAACGAAUUAAGUUCUUAACCCGAGGUACCAUUGUACCAUGAUUUAGCUCAUUACUAGUGUUCAAAGUGCUUCACACAGGUAAUCAUUAUAGCCUUUGCAACAACUCUGUAAUGGUAGUAUUAUCCCUGUGUUGGGGGCUAAAACCAGCUAGUAAAUUUGUGGUUGGGGUAAGAUUUGCACUAGAGACUGUUGCUCGCUGGUCUCUUGGCAUGCAUUCUUUAUAUGCAGAAGUUCUAGGUUCGAUCUCACCCUGGAUACCUCCAAAUAAAAAGUUAUGUGACUUGGUUGCUCAAUUCAAUCUUUUUAUGUGGCUUUUAAUGUAUUGUGACUUUGCUGUUAGUUUUUAUUGAUUAUAGUCUAGUAAUGGUUUAUUGUAAUUGCUGAGAGUGAAUUUCUGUUUAAUUAUCAUGUGCUGCUAUUUUUAAAUUUUAUUGUGUAAUAUAUUCUAAAUUGAUUAUGAAAUUUUGUAUAAGUUAUUUAUUUUAAAGUCAUAUUUUUAUUAUGGCUUCAUUUGCUCUGGAUUGUCAUAGGAUGUGUAAUCUUCGUUGUAUAUUUUGUUAUUUCUACGGCUUUAAAUCAUCUUGUGUUCAGCAAUGCGGAAAGGCAGAAAAACAAAUGUAAAUGAUAUGAAGAAAUGAAAAUGAAAGAUCUUUCUUAAAUCCUGUAGGAGUAGAUGGAGCAGGGUUUCUCUCAGAAUAAAAUCAGGUUCCUAUUUUUCUGUUUUUCUUUUGAAACUGUUAGUCAUUAUGCUACACCAGCUUUCAUAGAGGAUUUAGUGGGUACAGACAGGGAUGGGAAGGGGUGGAAUGCUUUUGCAGAGCAGAUUUUGCCCUGUAGGUUUGGAAGUCACUAGGUCAUAAUCUUUCCAAAUAUUUAAAUUGUACACCUCAGUAUCUCAGUGUCUUAUAAUGUUAGUCUUGCAGCCCUACUCAAUAUUAACUGUAUCCAAAUAGACUUUUGACAUUAGCUAUUAAAUGGCACUUUUUGAAGGCAGUUCUUCAGCUUCAACUUGAAGGUUGAUUGAAAUGUGACAGGAAAACACACAAUACAUUCCCAAGACUGUGUCACUUUAGAUUGCAAGUAGGGGAUCAUAUAUUUACAUGCCUCCUGUGUAAAAGAAACUCCCUACACUCGGAAAGUUAGCAUCCAUGUGAAGCCAUCCACUUAUGCUCAAAGGCCCAAAUGUGAUGGUUUUUUAGAAGCUUGGAAGACUGCAUCCAACUGGGCUAUCUGUCAGGGAUGAAGGUUAAAUUGGCAGGCUGUGGGCGACUUUUUAAACGGUAUUUUAAUCUGAUUGAAUUUUAAAAUGUUUUAGUGGGAAUGUGCUGUUUGUGGGUUCUUACUUGCCCAGACAGAGCCUUUGGGAUGGGCUAAUAAAUUUAUUUCUGAAUUUCACAAGUCAUUCAUAAUACUGGAAUACAAUGUUAAUCUCACAUUGUGCUAGAAACCAGAAUUGGGCAAAGAGGCCUAAUAUGCUACCCAUGUGUUCUGUUCUCCCCCAAGUUGCCACCUGCAACUAAAUAUGUUUUAAGCAUGUUUUUCACAACCAGUUAUAUUUUUAAACUAAUAAUUUGAAUACUUGUUGAGCAAUGCUACUCUGUCCCAGAGGGCUCUUCCUUUCUUGCAGUGUUUUUCUGUGUUGAGAUGUGUUAAUAGAGAACAGAAGCAGACAUAAUGUAAUCCAAACACUAAAAUUAGUUACGUUACUCCGAGUCGCACUUGCAUGCAUCUUUUUAAAACUGCUGAUUAUAGUUCUAAGGUGGGCACUUUUGGUAAGAUGUGUCCCCUUAUCUCCACUUGCACAGACAUUUUGAAUUGUUGUGCUUGAGCUUUUUUGAUCAGGGGACUGUGUUUCAGAACCAAAAUAUCAAAUCUUGCUGAUGUUGGAACUGUUUGUUUGUUUGUUUGUUUGUUUCAGCAGGUGGUUUUUUUUAAAGGAACUGUCAACGAAUGAUCAUUUCUUGCUGUAA